Messenger RNA from Melampsora larici-populina 98AG31, 339 nucleotides. RefSeq lists its product as uncharacterized. Gene Ontology annotation, biological process: pyruvate import into mitochondria. NCBI's taxonomy places the organism in Eukaryota, Fungi, Basidiomycota, Pucciniomycetes, Pucciniales, Melampsoraceae. Gene Ontology annotation, cellular component: mitochondrial inner membrane. The transcript has 5 exons. The record is from RefSeq and is a predicted model, not a curated record. Bases 1 to 339 code for a protein of 112 amino acids.
AUGGCCACCUUUGUGAAUUGGUUGAAAAGUCCAGCUGGACGUCAAUAUUUCUUUAGUACUCAUUUCUGGGGACCAGUAGCAAAUUGGGGUUUACCUAUCGCUGCCUUUGCCGAUUUAUCCAAAGAUCCAGAAAUCAUCAGUGGUCCAAUGACUACAGCUCUUGGUGCUGUUUCGAUUUCUUUCAUGCGAUUUGCUUGGAAAGUUCAACCCAGGAAUUAUCUAUUAUUUGCUUGUCAUGCGGUUAAUUUGAGUUUACAGUCUAUACAAGGAGGAAGGUUUAUAAGUCAUUACAUGUUGGUCAUUCUCAUUUGCCAUGUUGAAUUUAUCGACAGAUCAUAG